Molecule: messenger RNA, 3624 nt
Organism: Thunnus maccoyii (southern bluefin tuna)
Lineage: Eukaryota; Metazoa; Chordata; Actinopteri; Scombriformes; Scombridae
Gene: zfand5a
Product: zinc finger, AN1-type domain 5a
Exons: 6
Coding region: 1142-1768 (208 amino acids)
Molecular function (GO): DNA binding; zinc ion binding
Source: RefSeq, a predicted model, not a curated record
GUUAGUCUGUUGGUGAGGUCAGGGUACCUCCAGUGAACUGACAGGACGUUCUGAAACAACUGCCAGCCUCUCCUGGAACAUUCAGCUCGCCUGCUCUGUUUGUGUCCGUGACCAGAAUACAGAGAAGCUUCACACCAACGCAAGCAGGCAGCUGCCAUGUUGCAGCACAACAGGGCCAAAGGUUGUUUACAAGGGAAACAUGAUACUGUUGCUGUGUACACUAGUUGUCGCUGACUGUCUUUUUUUUUUUUGGUGUGGUAUCAGUUGAUCAGAUGAUUUGUAAAACAGUCAGGGCAGGACUGGUAGACAGGAUGCCUCUUACCCAACUAAUCUUGGCCUUCCUGUCUGUCUGUCUGUUCAUUCAUCAAGGUGUUUUUGAACUGUUGCCUCAAAGGCAGCGUCUCCCAUUACACAACUUCCUGCUGUAUUGCAUUGCAGCAGAGCUACAACGUCAUAGAGCAACACGUUUUGCCAAGCUACGCACAAACACGCUGGUUUUAUGGGUGUGUGGGCAGAAGUGACUCGGGAAGUUUCAAAAUGUCUCGUGUGGUAAGAACCACGGGGGAGGGGGUUGUGGGGCGAUACUUACUGAAACCGUCGACCUAAUUUGUUCUUUGUAAUUCGUUAUUGUGUGAAUUUGGCUUAAAACGGUGUAUUGUCUUACCUGCUGUUCUUGUUAUUGUUCUUGUAUGGCUGAGACACAGUUUGUGAGUCAGAGCUCUUUUCUUAGAGGCAGGAAGUGAAUACGCUGGUAAAGGAAUGUGACUUAUUGAGCAGAGUCAUUCGUAAUCAUAUAAUAGUCAUGACAUAGAAUGAUGAUACAUUAAUUCUAGUAAAGUUACAAGGUAAACUGGAGGUCAAUUGUUCUAUUCACACAUAAUAUAGUUUACAUUAGUUAUAAGUAAGUAAUUAUGACUUAAUAACUAAUUAGUUAUGACUUACAGAAAAGUAAAGUUUUCCUAAAGAAGUUUACAGAUAUGAAAUUGAGAAAUGGGAUGUGAAAUGUUUGGAAGAGCUGUACCAACUGUUCUCAAAACUGUGUGAAGGGGUGGAUGGGGGAGUAGAGGAGGACACAACAGUGAACAAAGCUGUGGGACCAAACAGAGUCCAGCUUCUGCCAAGGUGCUGAACAGAACACACAAUGGCCCAAGAGACGAACCAGAGCCCGGUGCCCAUGCUUUGUGCCACGGGCUGCGGUUUCUAUGGCAACCCAAGAACAAAUGGUAUGUGCUCCGUAUGCUAUAAGGAACACCUGACACGGCAGCAGAGCAGCGACCGGAUGAGCCCCCUCAGCCCUAUGGGCUCAGCUGCUAGUCCUACCUCAGAGGCCUCAGCCAUCCAGAGACUAGAAGCCAGUCUAGCCAAGGUUGAUGCCUCCCCUGCCUCUUCACCAGACAUGUCUAGAACUGUUCAAGGAUCUCUUCCUGUGACUCAACAAAUGACAGAGAUGAGCAUCUCGAGAGAGGACAAGCCAGAACCCCUAGAGCCUGUUGUAAGCCAGCCUGCUGCUUCUAGCCCUACUCCUGUAGCUUCUUCCAGCUGUGACGAAAGCAAAGGUGAUACUCCCAAGCCUAAGAAAAAUAGAUGCUUCAUGUGCCGCAAGAGGGUGGGCCUUACAGGAUUCGACUGUCGUUGUGGCAACCUGUUCUGUGGCAUCCACCGGUACUCCGACAAGCACAACUGUCCCUAUGACUACAAGGCCGAGGCUGCUGCCAAGAUCCGUAAAGAAAACCCCGUGGUGGUGGCUGACAAGAUCCAGAGAAUAUAGAUUUUGACAAAAUGACAGCAGUGGCGGCAUCGACGACAACACCUUUUGAAAAAGACUGGAGUAUGAGUGUGAACCUUUUGAAAUGAGCACUGGCAUGAGUGGCUAAGUGAGAAUUGAAAGGACUUGAUUUACAAAAUUACAACCUCAAGAAAAUAACGGGAAAAAAAGAAGAAAAAAAUGAAAAGAUCCUGUCUGAGGGAGAUGCAUGAAUGAUCAUUUUUCUCCUUUUUUUUUUUUUUUUUUGAUUAAUUCAUUAGUUUGUUUUAUCCUAUUUUCUGUGGUGUGACUUUGCCGCUGUUCAGUCCUCUUUUUUUAAGAAUAUGUAUUGUCUUAUUAAGAGCAGCCCAGAGUAACUGUCCAGGAUAUGCUGUGCUCCUCUCACCCAAACCAGGCGCCAUUUUGUGCCAAACUGUAGACAGCCAUUUUACCUGUCAUGUGUCAGACACCGGCAGGUCUUUCAAAGCAUUCAAACUACACAGUUAAAGUCCGCACAAGUUGUGUCCCUCAACCUUUGAACUUCUUGUUCUAUGCUCCGUUGGUACAGGAGUCAGUCAAUGUUUGGAGAACCGUACAACUGUCCCCCACUGUGCACAAGGGGCUUUGUUACCUUGUCUCUGUCUUUCCUAGCUUUACCUACCUCACAGCUGCUGUGUUAAGCUUUGUUGUCUUCCCUUUUACUUUUUUUUUUCCAUCAGCUUCAACCCCAGCAGAGCAAUGGGCCAUCUCUAUAGUCCGCCUCAGUGACCCUUUGAUCAGCAUGUCUAUGUUGACUGAUAGGUUUGAUUGUGAUGAGGCUUUUUCCAUUAAUGUUGGAGGUAUCAUGCUAGACAGGGACAAACAAAUUACUCCACGUUUCACUGAAUCUAAACACUUGCAAUAGACAUAAUGGGUAAAGGAGUUCUCAAACUGGUCUGAGCUCAGAUUGUAACCACAGACGCCUGGUGGAGGGCUGAUGGAUGUGGCCUGGGAGGAAGGAUGGCACCCCUCCCUGGCAGGUCUGGUAGGUGAAUUUAGGCUACAGUAUUGUAGGGACAUGAAUGAAUGCGAUAAAUGCAUGAAUUACUCUUCAUCUGCAGUAGUGUUUCAGAAAUAUUUGGCAUCACUCAACUAGGGUUUCAGAUAUUUUAUUUGCUGAGAGACAAUUAUCUGUUAUGUUUUAUUAGCUUUUUUUUUCUCUUCCAUUGAUAUUGUACUGGUGUUAGCGCAUGUAUUCAGUGCAUUUGUGGAAUUAGGGUAUGUGAACCAUGAUUUUCUUUUUUUUAAAAAUGCGCUAACAGAACGUUCAUGUGAGCACAGAGAGUGUGAGUGUGUGAGUGUGUGUGUGUGUAUGCGUGUGAGUGGGUGUGUUGUUCCCCAACCCUUUCGUCUGUGGAGCUACCCGGUUUAUCAGCACAUGUUUACAGAACUACAGGAGCAUGCCAGAGCUAGAUUUAUGAAAAAUAAUAGAUACCAAGAUUAGGUGUAACUUCUCAUCUGUCUAACAGCUGUUGGUCUGUGUGUCUGCUAUAGAGCACCGUAGAGAAGUGUGCGUGUGUGUAUUUGUGCGCGUGCAUGUGCACAUACCUGUGCAAAGUGUGUUUUCAUGGCUGCCUGACACAUUGAAGCCCAUGUAUGUUUGUGACUUGUGUUAACCCCCCCACCUCCCCUUUUCUCCCCUGUAAGGAUGUGUUUUUCAUUUAAGACAACUGUAUGUAUCCGUUUGAGUUUUUCCUUUCUGAUUCUUAGUUAUAUGCAAAUUUGUACAAAAAAUGAAAAAACAACAAACUGUGUUGAUAUUUAUGUAUUACAUAUAAUCUUGCUAUCCAGCAUUACGACAGAAUAGUAUCAUGUAAAUAAAACUGUACAGAGAGACAUUA